UGGAUGACGUUAAAGGUUGGAGACCGGACAGCCGCCGUCAGGAUGCUGGACUUUCAGACGAUUUCGGGAUCGGCCCCCGUGGCAGCGAGAAACUUUCCAGCCCCUAGACUAGUUCCUUCACAUCCCAAGUUAGGCAGAGUAUCAACAGUUCAGUUCAACUCCAGGGUUGGGUCAUGGGAGCAGGUCCCCCUUGGUCGUUGCAGUGCCCCCGGGGUGCCUACGGGUGAUGUCACGGCCUUCACUCUGAUGUCAGGUUAAGCGUAUGACGUCAUCCUCAGCCCCCCACCUCCCAGGCACCAGGGCCUUCUAGCUGACAAUCACGGCUUCCCUGAGUGGCGCCACUGUACGAACGGUAGGAUAAAAGGCCCCAGUCGGCUUAUCUGGGGACCGCGACUUCUUCCUGCUGGCUCCUCUUCCUCCAUCCCCCAUCAUUGCCGCAGGGGCCCGGGAGGGGCGGGCACGCCUCCGGCACCCUGCAGCCCCGCCCCGCCCCGCCCCCCGCCCUCGGGGCCAGGAAGCGGGGAAGGAACCGCCGGGGCCAUGGACGGGGCUGUGAUGGAGGGUCCGCUCUUUCUACAGAGUCAGCGCUUCGGGACCAAGGUAGCGUGUGCGUGUGUUUGUGUGUGGCGUGGGGGAUGGCCAAACCCCCUUGGACUAGAAGUCGGUGAAAGUAUCCAGAAAGUGGAAAGGGGCCGGAAGCAGAGGUGGAGGAAAACCUGGGCUGUGCUCUACCCAGCUAGUCCUCACGGCGUAGCGCGUCUGGAGUUCUUUGACCACAAGGGGUCGAGCUCUGGAGGGGGUCGAGGCGGCUCUCGCCGUCUGGACUGCAAGAUGAUCCGCCUGGCUGAGUGUGUGAGCGUGGCCCCUGUGUCAGUGGAGAGUCCCCCAGAACCCGGCGCCACUGCCUUCCGCUUGGACACCGCGCAGCGCUCGCACCUGCUGGCGGCGGACGCCCCGUCCAGCGCCGCCUGGGUGCAGACUUUAUGCAGAAACGCUUUUCCGAAAGGCGGCUGGGCUUUGGCGCAGACAGAGAGCCCACCUAAGUUUUCUGCCUUGGAGAUGCUGGAGAAUUCCCUGUACAGCCCCACCUGGGAAGGCUCCCAGUUCUGGGUAACCACGCAGAAGACUGAGGCUUCUGAACGCUGCAGCCUGCAAGGCUCCUAUAUACUGAGGGUGGAGGCUGAGAAGCUGACCCUCCUGACUUUGGGGGCCCAGAGUCAAAUCCUGGAGCCGCUCCUUUCCUGGCCCUACACUCUGUUGCGACGCUAUGGCCGGGACAAGGUAAUGUUCUCUUUUGAAGCGGGUCGCCGCUGCCCCUCUGGUCCCGGAACCUUCACCUUCCAGACUGCACAGGGAAAUGACAUCUUUCAGGCAGUUGAGGCUGCCAUCCAGAAGCAGAAAGCCCAAGGAAAGGUGGGACAGGGCCAAGACAUCCUCAGAACUGACUCCCAUGAAGGAGAGGCAGAGGGGAAGGUGGCUUCCCCUCCUGUUCCACAGGAGCCCCUGGGCAGCCCCCCAGCCCUGUAUGCCGAGCCUUUAGACUCCUUGCGAAUUCCCCCAGGCCCUUCUCAGGACUCUCUAUACUCAGACCCUCUGGGCAGCACCCCUGCUAGGGCAGGGGAGGGGCUGCAUUCAAAGAAACCUCUCUAUUGGGACUUGUAUGGGCAUGUGCAGCGGCAGUUGCUGAAAGCCAAGCUGACAGACUCCAAAGAGGACCCCAUCUAUGAUGAACCUGAGGGCCUGGCCCCAGCCCCUCCCCGGGGCCUUUACGAUCUACCUCAGGAGCCUAAGGAUGCGUGGUGGUGCCAGGCUCGGGUGAAGGAGGAGGGCUAUGAGCUCCCUUACAACCCUGCCACAGAUGACUAUGCUGUGCCACCUCCUCGAAGCUCCAAACCUGUUCCUGCUCCCAAGCCGCAGGUCUUCGUCCUUCCUGAGGCUGGUACCACAGGUGGCAGUGGCAGCAAGGGCCACAGCUCAGAUACGGCUCUGUACAGCCAGGUCCAGAAGAGUGGGACCUCGGGGGGUUGGGACUGUGGGCUUUCUAGAGUAGGGAAUGACAGGGCAGGGGUCAAGUCAGAGGGCUCCACCUGAGACAGUUGCUGAUAGGUUCAUGGGGCGGUGGCAUUGAAAACCAAACCAGUUAUAACCAGCAAGAACCAGAGGGUGGGAGGGGCCUAUUUAAGACUAGGGGACCAGAGGCAUCAAGGGAUGACAAGCCCCAGAACAAAGAAGGCUGAAAGAUAGGCUCUGGGGAGGGUCAGCCGUGCUCAUGGACUAGGCCUAUGGAAGGGGCCCACUGGUCAGAGUGGAGGCACUUUGGGGAGGCCAGUGUGGAUCCUUUCUCUUGUCUUGUUCUUUGCUAGAUGUGCUUUUAAUUUAUAAAACAAAUCUCAUUAAAGCCAGUUUGGGUUGAAAAA
Molecule: messenger RNA, 2417 nt
Organism: Mesocricetus auratus (golden hamster)
Lineage: Eukaryota; Metazoa; Chordata; Mammalia; Rodentia; Cricetidae
Gene: Dok1
Product: docking protein 1
Exons: 6
Coding region: 541-2091 (516 amino acids)
Biological process (GO): positive regulation of MAPK cascade; cell surface receptor protein tyrosine kinase signaling pathway
Cellular component (GO): cytoplasm
Source: RefSeq, a predicted model, not a curated record